AUGGGCCAGGGUUUCUCACUGACUACCCUCUCCGCUGGUUCGGCCAAUAUCGACGUGCCUGAGCUAGCUGAUCUGCAAUAUGAAAAGUCACUGGGUGCUGCACGCUUCAUGAAAGCAGUGCGCGCACGGCACAAACAUGGCCUUGUAGUAGCCCGUGUGGUAAUGAAGCCGUAUGCUCAGUUCAAUUUUCAAACCCAUGUCAAGAAACUUCUCAAUGAACGCAAACUCCUUGCCCAGGUUCCAAAUGCCCUCGCAUACCACCGGGUUAUCGAGACCGCUGCAUGCGGUUACCUCGUCCGUCAGUACAUCCAUAGUUCAUUGUACGAUCGCUUGAGCACACGCCCUUUUCUCGAAGAUAUCGAGAAAAAGUGGCUGUCUUUCCAGCUGCUCUGCGCCGUUCGGGAUUGCCAUGCCCGAAACAUCCAUCAUGGCGACAUCAAAACCGAAAAUGUCCUUGUCACUUCCUGGAAUUGGCUAUAUCUUACCGAUUUCUCCUCAUCAUACAAACCCGCCCAUUUACCAGAGGAUAAUCCUGCUGACUUUUCCUUCUACUUCGAUCUCUCGGGCCGACGCACUUGCUACCUUGCGCCAGAACGUUUUCUAGCAGCUGGACAGCAGCCCGAAGGCGAAGGUAAUGUGAACUGGGCCAUGGACAUCUUCAGCGUCGGUUGUGUCAUUGCCGAGCUAUUCCUCGAAGCGCCCAUUUUUUCGCUUAGCCAGUUGUUCAAAUACCGUCAAGGCGAAUACAAUCCUGAGCACUCUCACUUGAACAAAAUCCAAGAUUCCAAUAUUCGAGAGCUUAUCAUGCACAUGAUCCAAGUCGAUCCGAAUUCGAGGAUGUCUGCCGAAGACUACCUCACGCACUGGAGAGACAAAGUGUUUCCGGGCUACUUCUACGGAUUUCUGCAGCAGUACAUGCAUUCGAUUACGGACCCAUCAUUCGGACAGAAGCCUGGCACGACUGUCGCCGAGCAUCUGGGUGAGCCAGACGAGCGUAUCGACCAGAUAUAUAACGACUAUGAUAAGAUUGCGCAUCUAUUGUCGGAAAAUUCUGGGCAAGAGCUGGCGAAGAGUCAACAUUCACCGCCCAAGCCAAACGCACGACUCUUCCCCUUGGUCGUAAAUAUUCCAAACUAUCAGCACCAAGCUUCUCCAACACCAAGUCUUGCAUUCGAUGAUGGGAAUCUCAUCUUUCUCACCAUCGUCGUGUCUUGCUUGCGUGGUACAGCGAGAGCAUCAGCUCGCGUGCGUGGACUUGAGCUUCUCAUGGCCUUUUCAGAACGUUUGACAGAUGAGGCGAAACUUGAUCGCGUUGUUCCUUAUGUGGCCCAACUAUUGACAGAUAAGUCUGAACAAGUCAAGAUAGCUGCUCUGCGCACAUUGACACAGAUCCUUGCAAUGGUACAAGUGGUCUCACCGAUCAAUGCAUACAUCUUCCCAGAGUAUGUCCUGCCACGUCUGGAAGCCUACCUCCCAGACCCUUCCGCUAGUGUCAGUCCACUUGUUCGAAUGCAGUAUGCAUUCUGCAUUGGUACUCUGGCAACAACGGCUGCAAGAUACCUCGACAUGAUACAAGCAUUGCGAGCGGAGGGAUCCCUGCCAGCGACUGAUCCCGAAACCGAAGAUGACAUGUCAUCAUCCACGCAUAGGAAUCAGUUCGAUUCAGAUCGGCGCAUUCUGCUUGAAGCUUUCGAAAAGCAUACCAAGUCUCUACUCACGGAUCCAGAUACAUCUGUCCGUAGAGCUAUGCUGAAGUCCGUUUCGGACUUGUGCGUCUUUUUUGGCAGCCCUCGAGCCAACGACGUAGUGCUCAGUCACCUCAACACGUACCUGAACGAUCCGGAUUGGAUGUUGAAGUGUGGCUUCUUCGAAGCAAUCGUGGGUGUCGCUGUUUUCGUGGGUGGCGCCAGCUUGGAAGGCUACAUACUCCCCCUCAUGGUCCAAGCAUUAACCGAUCCCGAGGAAUUUGUUGUCGAGAAGGUAGUGCGGGCACUUUCCUCAAUGGCUGAGCUUGGACUAUUCCAGCGAUCGAAGACAUGGGAGCUCGUUGACAUUGUCGCACGUCUUACAAUGCAUCCCAAUCUAUGGAUUCGGGAAGCUGCUGCGGAGUUCAUAUCGUCCGCUAACAGGUAUCUGUCGAUUGCGGAUACACACAGCAUCCUCGUAAACUUGAUUCGACCGUAUCUCAAAGUAGUGCCUUCUGACUUCUCAGAAUUAGCCCUUCUCGAGUCUCUUAAACCUCCCUUCUCACGGCUAUUCCUAGAGAUGACUUCGAACUGGGCAAUGCAAGCCCAAAAAGGCUCAUUCUGGGCAUCCGCUAAGCAACAGCAAACCAUUAGCUUUGGAUCGUCUAGUGAUAGUCUGCCUACUAUAUCAGGACGGGACCUGGAUCCCAAGAUACUACAGCGACUGGCCAAGAAUGAAGAAGAUGACCUCUGGAUAAAGAAGCUUCGAAACGCAGGUAUGACGCAUGAGGAUGACUUCAAACUUGUCGCACUACGGGAAUUCAUAUGGAGAACGACAAAUCGGAGACGUUCCGACAGUCUUGCCACACCUCCUACAAAAUUUAACAGCAUUAUAGCAUUGAAGGAUCUUGGAAUCAAGGCACUCACGGUUCUCUUUGAUGAGGAUGUCCGACAGGCCGUGGAACAAACCACGAAGCUAGAAUCACAGCAACAAGGUUAUGUACAGCCUCGGACAAUCCGGGACGCACUUUUAGAUGCGUCGACAACCGAGGCUGAAGCUCUUGCUGACCGGGUACCACACGCCGAGAGUCAAGCAGGCCGCUUGAUACGCGAAGAGACAGGCACACGACGAUUAUCUAUUCCAUCUCCCUCAAGCGAGUCAACACUCCCAGAAGGUGAGACUGGAAGCCAUUCUCUUCACGUCCCUAAAGGACCUGACUCUCCUUCUGGAUCCUUCGGGGCUGACGACCACACAUUUUCUCUUCGCCACCGCCAUAGUGCUUUGGGCCUACUGGGAAAAGGAGAGAGCAAGGCCUCAGCCGAGAUCGGUACUACCUCUGCCAAUGCGUUUGGCAAGGUUGAUGGAAUCCAUGCUCGAGAGACCUCGCGUGCCCGUCAACCAACCUCGCCACUCGUGAGCGAUACACCAAACAAUCCGUCACGAAUUCGUUUUCGAAAUGCGCAUAAUUAUACGGGUAACGAUCCGGCUAUUUUGAAGUUGCUUGAUUCUAUGUUGUCAGAGCGUUUCCCAUCUAAUGAAAUCGAAAUCGGCCCUCGAAUUCAGCCUCCGAUGCAACGACAGCCUAUAAGAACCAAAGACUCCCACCUGGCAUCCACUGGCGUCCCUUGGCGACCUGAAGGCACUCUGGUUGCGAGUUUUGGUGAGCAUACAGCUGCGGUGACCCGUAUUCUUGUGUCUCCUGAUCACGCCUUUUUCAUCAGUGGCUCGGACGACGGCAGUGUUAAGAUCUGGGAUACCUCGCGCCUUGAACGUAACAUAACGCGACGAUCUCGGCAGACUUAUAGGCUUGGUGAAAGUGUCAAGGUCACCAGUCUUGUCUUUGUGGAGAAUACUUAUUCUUUUGUUGCCACCGGCAGUGACGGAAGUGUACAUGUCGUACGAGUAGACUUCUAUCGGGGCCAAGAUGGCGCCGCUAAGUUUGGACGGCCUCGACUACUACGAGAGUAUCAGCUGCAAAAGGGUGAUCAUGCUUUAUGGUCCGAUCAUCAUAAUGAGGACAACAAAUCGGUGCUCCUAAUGGCUACAAACACAUCGAAGGUCAUUGCACUAGACCUCAAGACUAUGGAGGAACUUUACACCCUUCAGAAUCCUCUCAACCACGGUACACCGACUUGCUUUUGUGUAGACAGAAGAGCGCAUUGGCUGCUUCUUGGAACUUCACAUGGUGCACUGGAUCUUUGGGACCUUCGCUUCAAAUUACGGCUAAAGGCAUGGGUAUGCCAUGGCGCAUCCCCAAUUCACAGAUUGUAUCAGGUAUUCCAACCAAAAUCGAAGAAAACGCGACUCUACAUAGCUGGUGGCAAUAGUCAAGGCGAGAUCACAGUGUGGGACUGGGAAAAGCAGAUUUGCAAAGAAGUCUAUCGCACGGGAACCUGCAAAGACAUCGGGACGAAGAGCACGACACUCAUUGACCUCGACGAAGAGAAGCCUGGUGGCAUGUUGAGCCGUUUUGCUACUAGCCUUGAGCCUACGGCAAAUUCGACGAACGAUAGAGGUAUCUCUGCACUCGCCGUGCACACGCAAGCUGUUGACGACAGGACUGACUCGAAGCCGCAUACCUUCUUGUUAACAGCCGGUCCUGACUGGAAAGUUCGAUAUUGGGAUACGAAUCGUGCAGAUGGGUCCAUGGUUGUCAGUGGACUAGAAGCCGACGAGGCAAAACCACAGUAUACUGCAUCUCAGCCUAGUCCUGAGACUAUUGUUGUCACGGAGCGCCUUUCGCAGCCUCAGGCAUCAGCUAUAAAUGGUCGAGAUAGCAGGAGCUCAAGUACGAGUAAAAAGCCUUCUCAGAAAUCAUCCAAGUCAGGCUUGAUUUCCUUACAACAACAACAUUUACUAAAGAGCCACAUGGACAACAUACUCGACGUGGCCUUGAUCGAGCAGCCGUACGGAAUAGUGAUAUCAGCGGACCGGCAAAUACAUUGGGACUGCCUUCUGCUCAGCCGCAUAUAUCGUCACCCGAUUCACCUCUCCGAUAUGCCCUACUGUAUGAGAUGCCGCGCAAGCUUCAGGGGUCCAGGAAGAUACUGCGGACGUCAUGGUAUUAAUGAGGGUCGCGACAGACGAUAUCCAUAUAACGCCUACGAGCAUUUCAAUUACAACAGUGACUCGACAGACCCAGCUGGUGGUCACAUGCGUAGCCGUCAACGCGAUCCACCCAGCAGGAUGCGCUUCGCCGAUGAGCACGGAGGCCAGGACAUGUACGAAUCCAACGACAACUACGCAUCUCGUGGCGACCACAACCUUGGUGGACGCCAUGAUCGUCGAACUGGGGUAAUCAGAUACGGGCACGGGGAUUUUAACGUGGACACUUCUCUCCACCAGCCUCUCGUGUAUACCUUCAAUACCCUGUCACGCGCCCAUGCCAUCAGGUCGAUGACCUACAACGUCUCGCCGCUUGGAGAUCGUUCCGUUACAGCUGAGGCCAAUAUGGAGCGCGAGAUGUGUCACAUCUGCAAGCACUGGUUCCCUGACCACGAAAGACUGGAGUACCACCAGCAAGAAUUCUCGGCAGGCUGUGAAGAACACCGGAAGUGCCCACCUUGCCACCAUAUUCCACUUACUCGACCAGAAUUACGACUACAGAGAGCCACCAUGAGGCUGACCACGGACUUGAUCAAUGGCUCCAUUUCCUUCAUCAAUUGUCUCACGGAGCGUGAACUCGAUUUGCGAGGCCACAAAAUCGCCGCGAUUGAGAACAUGGGCGCUGCACGGGACAACGACGCCAUAGACCUUACCGACAACGACAUUGCACAACUCGGCAACUUCCCGCUCCAGCCCCGUCUCCGCACAUUGUUCCUCGCUCAGAACCGCAUAUCGAACAUCCAACCAAAUCUAUCGUCGAGCAUACCAAACUUGCGGACCCUGGUUCUCACCAAGAACAGGAUCGCGGAGCUGGCUGACUUGGAUCCGUUGGCGGGGUUCAAGAAUCUCAUAUACUUGUCGUUGAUAGGCAAUCCGGUCACGAGCAAAGAGUACUACAGAUACUGGGUCAUCUGGCGCUGUCCGAGCGUGCGCUACCUCGACUUCGCAAAAGUGUUCGACGUGGAGAGAAAAAAAGCCAAAGAGCUAUUCGGUACAGCAGAUGAGCCUACAGAACUCGCGAGCAAGAUCAUGGGCAUAAAAUCCAAGGGCUUCGUCGUGCCCACGCUCAUAGACGGCUCCGAAAGCUCAAACAAGGAACGCAUCUACACCGAGGAGGAGAAGAAGCGGAUGCGCGCUGCCAUUCUCAAUGCGAAAAGUCUUGCGGAAAUGGCAAAGCUGGAGAAGGAAUUCGCAGAAGGGAGGAUACCUGCGCAUAUCCUGGAGGGAGGUGAUCCAAUGGAGACGUGA
This is a messenger RNA of Plenodomus lingam JN3, 6039 nucleotides long. RefSeq lists its product as uncharacterized. NCBI's taxonomy places the organism in Eukaryota, Fungi, Ascomycota, Dothideomycetes, Pleosporales, Leptosphaeriaceae. Gene Ontology annotation, molecular function: U2 snRNA binding; protein binding. Gene Ontology annotation, cellular component: U2 snRNP. The record is from RefSeq and is a predicted model, not a curated record. Gene Ontology annotation, biological process: mRNA splicing, via spliceosome.